UGGAUUGAAGAAUAUUCGGAGUUAUGAAGACCUUCACAAGUUCAGUUUGGAAGAGCCUAACAUUUUCUGGGGCAGGUUGGCCAGAAGUCGACUCACCUGGUUCAAAGACUUUGAUGAAGUCAAAGAUGUUGAUAUGGAUGGUGGAAAAAUUAAAUGGUUUUUGAAUGGGAAAAUAAAUGCCUCAGUCAAUUGCAUUGACCGUCACAUUGAUUUCAAAAACACAACCAAAGAUCGUGAUCGUGUUGCCCUGAUUUGGGAGAAAGAUGAGCCAGGUUCUGAAGAAUACAUCACAUACAGGCAGCUAUAUGAAAUGACCAACAGAAUUGCUAACACCCUGCUAAGCCAUGGUGUAUCAAAGGGUGAUCCAGUUGUCCUCUACCUGCCUGUCUCCCCUAUCGUCGUGGCUGCGAUGUUAGCCUGUUCCAGGAUUGGAGCGAUCCAUAGUGUGGUGUUUGCUGGAUUCAGUGGUGAGGCACUCAGGUCAAGAAUAAAUGAUGCCAAUGCUAAAGUUGUAAUCACAGCGGACCAAGGCGUUCGUGGUGGAAAGUUAAUAGAACUUAAACGAAUCGUUGAUGCUGCAGUUGCCGAAUGUCCAAAUGUGGAGAAAGUGUUUGUUUCUCAGAGAACUGGUAAUCAGGUGCCGAUGGGCAAACUGGAUGUGCCUUUGGAAAAGGAAAUGGCCCAACACUCUACGGAAUGCAAACCAAGAGAAAUGGACAGUGAGGAUUUCCUGUUCUUUUUAUACACCUCGGGGAGUACGGGCAAACCGAAAGGGAUUGCUCAUUCUCAUGCAGGGUAUCUGCUCUAUGCAAUGAUGACACACAAGCUUGUAUUCAACUACACCCCUGGUGAUAUCUAUGCGUGUGUUGCCGAUAUCGGUUGGAUCACCGGCCACAGCUACGUCCUCUAUGGUCCUCUCCUAAAUGGUGCUACAUCUGUCCUCUUUGAAAGUGUCCCCACCUAUCCUGAUCCUGGGCGUUACUGGGAAAUGGUGCAAAGACUGAAAAUAAAACAAUUUUAUGGUGCUCCGACAGCGAUACGAUUGCUUUUACGUUAUGGGGAGGAAUGGGUCAAGAAAUAUGACAGGUCAACUUUACGGACAUUAGGAUGUGUUGGUGAGCCGCUGAACCAUGAAGCCUGGGAAUGGUAUCAUCACGUGGUCGGUGAUGGCAAAUGUGAUGUGGUCGACACCUGGUGGCAGACAGAGACUGGAGGAAUCAUGAUAGCACCACGACCAGCAGGCCCUCAUUCUGAGAUUAUCUCUGGUAUGCCUAUGAGGCCUUUCUUAGGCAUUCAGCCAGCGAUAGUGGAUGAAAAGGGUGAAGAAAUGACGGGAAAUGACGUCAUGGGUGCUUUAUGUAUCAAGAAACCUUGGCCAGGAAUGGCAAGGACCAUCUACGGUCACCAUGACAGAUUCCUAGAAACUUACUAUAAACCUUUCCCUGGGUAUUAUUUCUCGGGUGACGGAGGGCAUCGCCACCCGAACGGUUAUUAUCAGAUCACAGGGCGAAUGGAUGAUAUUAUCAAUGUGAGCGGACAUAGGCUCGGUACAGCUGAAAUUGAGGAUGUUAUGGAUGAGCAUGACAUGGUUGCUGAGACAGCUGUAGUGGGAUUCCCCCAUGAGAUCAAGGGAGAAGGCGUCUAUGCCUUUGUGACGUUAAUGGAAGAUGUGACUGAACCACGCGACGAGAUUCUUAAAGAGUUGAAAGAUUUGGUGAAAAGAAAGAUUGCUUCUUAUGCUGUGCCUGAGAUGAUACAGAUCACAUCGGGCCUACCGAAAACACGAUCAGGGAAAAUCAUGCGUCGUGUGCUGAGGAAAAUUGCGGCGAAUAAACCGGAUGAGUUGGGAGAUGUGUCGACGCUUGCUGACCCACAAGUUGUUGAGGCCCUGGUCAAGAAUCAUCAGGUGAUUCAUUCACAACACCAGGAGACGAUGAAGACUAUGCACAAGUGAUGAGCAAACGAUUUUGAAGUUCAUAGGGCUGAGAUAUUCUUGUUAGGCAUUCUCUACUUGGUGUUUUAGGCUUGAUAUAAGUAUGGGGCUCUACUAGAAAUCGCAAAGAUAUACACAACCACCUAGAGCAAAUGCUGAGUAGGAAAACGCCCAGACAAUACGGUUCCACACGGGUUAGUGGUUUGUUACUUUGGACAUUUUCAGAAUCUUUGUAGUGUUUCAAAGACAGUUAUACAAUGUAGGAUGUUUUGCACAAAUUGACAUUUUACAUGUAUGGAUUCAUGAAAUUGUGUCUAUUUUCUAUGUUAAUUGGUUACAAUUCAUAUUGAUACACUUGGUGCUUUUGAUUUUAGAUAUUCCUUAUUUUGAAUAUAUUUUAUGGAUUUAUUGUUGGACAAAAUUUGGAGCUCAAAUAAAGUUGAUACUCUACACCAAAACUGGAGGAAUGUACAAAAUGUGUGGCAUUAUUCAACAAAGAUAGCAAUAUAGGGCUGAACACCUCAAUAACUGACAUGUAUAACCCUCUCCAAUUCCAAUUGACACAAUUUGGUUUUGAUAAUAAAAGACGAAAACUUCAUGUAGAUUUACACUUGGACUGUCUGGACAAAACUGAAGUAAAAGCAUUUACUUUGUCUCUAUUCCUAUUACCAUUGACUGAUCCUUGAGUCAUGUCAGCUGUUCCUGUAUAUAACAUGUGAUCAUUUUCAUAUUUGCUUUUUAGUAGAAUUAUUACAUUGUAAAUAUGUGUUGAUUUGUUGAUUUCUAAAACCUUUUUAAGGCAGCUUGAGCUUGAAUGAAAAAGAGGCAUAGAUUAAAGUAUAUUUAUAUGGAAGAUGGAAAUUUGAUAUAUUGGUACAUGUAAUUGUAUUAUGUAUUACAACGUGCCAAUUUCAGUUUAGAAAUGUUAGUAUAAAGAAUUGUAUGUCCAUGUGAGCAAUGUCUCAUGUACGUGCUGGACUUGAAUGUCAAUUUCAAAAUGAUGUUAAUUCACAUUUGAGAUUGUUAAAGCGCUCUCAGGGGUUGUCCUGCACUAUUGCGUUGAUAUGAUAUCACCUUAGAGUGACUUAGAUAUAUAAGUUAUGGGUUAUCUAUAAAGUAUUAUCACAUGAAGGGGUAUCAGGACUUUUUUGUAAUCUUACUCUUUACUCUAAUAUACACCAAAACACUAAUGUAGUAUUUGGUCAUGCAUGCAGGCCCAUUCUUUUAAUCGCAGCUAGCUUAAUCCACAGCUGUCCAUGUGUGUGUCGGUCACACAUCCAUGUGUAAACUUUUGUAUGUCAAAUUAUAUUUACAAACAGUAUGAAUAACUUUCCAUCCUGUCAUCUGAAUUGUAUACUGAAUAAA
This is a messenger RNA of Lineus longissimus, 3298 nucleotides long. Its product is annotated as acetyl-coenzyme A synthetase 2-like, mitochondrial. The record is from RefSeq and is a predicted model, not a curated record. Gene Ontology annotation, cellular component: mitochondrion. Gene Ontology annotation, molecular function: acetyl-CoA synthetase activity; AMP binding. Bases 134 to 1954 code for a protein of 606 amino acids. The transcript has 11 exons. NCBI's taxonomy places the organism in Eukaryota, Metazoa, Nemertea, Pilidiophora, Heteronemertea, Lineidae.